AUGUUAGAUCGCGUUCCUUUCUUCCCCUUCCGAAUAGAAGAUCGUCAGAGAGUUCCUGGCGUGGCUCGCGCGAGGAUCUGUGACCUUCUACUCCUGGCUGAUAAGGAGUUCUUCGAGAAAGAUGCCAACUCCAGUUUGAAGCAUGUUGUGAGACGAAUGAUGCAUGCGGUCGCUCAAGCCGAUAUUAUAUUUAGGAAUGCUGACUUCAAUGAAGAUGGUGUGCCAGAUAACAUUGGUUUCUCAGUGAAGUACAUUCUGGUGCUGACGUCAGACGAGACAAACACGCGAGUGUUCGGGGAUCUUCUGACAGACAAGGCAAUAGACGGCAGAAGCUACCUGAUGAGGUUCGCCAGAUUGCGCCGCCUGUCUGAAGUGUGUCUAGGAGUUGCCUUCUCUGGCCACGCCUUCCAUAAUAGGACUUUGGGCUUAAGUUUCACGUCUCUGGGCGGAGGCGUGGGCGGCGCAGCGGGUGGACUGUGCGACCGGCGCGCGUAUGGUCGCUCCUUCAACACCCUGGCCAUCGCACAUGCUACCACCGACGAGAAGGCCAGGGUGCCUGAGAGGAUCGCUGCCCUUACGCUAGCUCAUGAAAUGGGCCACAGUUUUGGCGCGCACCACGACGACAACUUCCCGGACCCCGAGUGUCGCGGGUACCUGAUGGGUUCCCAGUCUUCCACGGCCAUCAACGGGAUGAACUUCGAGUUCUCGCUGUGCAGCAAGCGCCUGAUCGCAGCCACGCUCAGCAGCAUGAGCUAUUGUCUGUUGGAGGAAGAUCAACCUUAUUGCGGGAAUGGUAUAGUAGAAAAAGGCGAGGCGUGUGACUGCGGGCUGCCGUCCCGCUGCAUCCACAAGGACCCGUGCUGCACGCCUCGAGGUGGUGGCGCUGUGGUCUUCGAAGAAGGAACAUUGCACAAAGAAGGAUGUUCAGUGGCACCUUCGGCGAUGUGUCACCCGUCACAAGGGUUAUGUUGCACUGCGAAAUGCCAGCUAGCCGACCUCAUAAAGAGUGGUAUUGACUGCAGGACUCAGGAUCAAGAGUGUACGUGCCCAGUCCUAUCGUCCGACUGUCGCUGUGGGCUCAACGGCAGGUGUCUGCCGGAUGGGUCCUGCCACGCGGCUGAAUGCGCCCGUCUAGGGCUCCGGGAAUGCGAGUGUUUGAAGAAACACGAACAACAACCCAGAAGGGGAUUUAUACAGUCAUCAUUGCUGGGCGAUAUGGACUUGUGCGGUAUCUGCUGCGAAGUACCCGUGGUCGGCGGCCGCUUCCAAUGCGUGGGCGCCGAGGAGGUGGUGCGCGAGAGACUGGCCAGCGACAAGCCAAUACCUGACAAUUGGCCUGACGAGGAUUAUAGGGGACCGAACAUAACAAUCCGUCUAUGCGAGGACUACUCGUGCAACGAGACGGUAUUGCGUGCCUGGCGGACCGGCAGCGCGUGCGUCACUCAGAAUGUCGUCGGCGUGUGUUCGCCGCGCGGACAAUGCAAGCUUGACUUCAUAAUGCCACGGUCCAACAUCUAUCCGGAUAUUAUGGUAAAGAACAUUCGCAUGCACGGCAAGGACUCGUCAAGACUCGUGAAGCCAGCCUCGUUAAUAUUCAUUUCUAGUUUGGUUUUGUUUUGUUUAAUAAAAUAACGUGAAAUAUG
This is a messenger RNA of Helicoverpa zea (corn earworm), 1643 nucleotides long. Its product is annotated as disintegrin and metalloproteinase domain-containing protein 10-like. Gene Ontology annotation, biological process: membrane protein ectodomain proteolysis; Notch signaling pathway. Gene Ontology annotation, molecular function: metalloendopeptidase activity. NCBI's taxonomy places the organism in Eukaryota, Metazoa, Arthropoda, Insecta, Lepidoptera, Noctuidae. The record is from RefSeq and is a predicted model, not a curated record. The transcript is spliced from 10 exons. Gene Ontology annotation, cellular component: plasma membrane. The coding region runs from base 1 to 1632 and encodes 543 amino acids.